AUGGUAUCGGAAUACACUUCGAUGCAGCCGGAUAUAGAAAGCAGAGUUGGUUUGGGUAAGAAAGGAUACGCGCUCGGUAUAAACGACAAUCUGCUUCUUCACGAUCGGCACCCCUACACAUUUAAUCAUGUUGCCGAGGCCUUCGAAGCUGUUCUUGGUGCUAUCUACUUGGACUCUGGGAACAACAUCGAAACCGUCAAGGAAGUUAUCACCGGAAUCAAGCUCGAUCGUCACAAGGGAUUAGAAGAGCAGAUUACGGCCCAGGAUCGUCUGGACAAUAAAAGGCUUGCGGCGCUGCAGUACUCUGAUUAUAUGAGGAACCAAGCUGCGUACACUAAAAAAGCCCAGCUGGAGCAUGAUGCAGCACUGGCAGCGAAAGAAGCAGCAAAACUGGCGGAAAAACAGGUGGCAGAUCAGCCUAGAGAGGAGGCGCAAGAAGACAAUAUGUCCACCAAAAGUCAAAUACACGAUGGACACUCGGGAACAGUUCAGCCUCAAACUAAGAAGAAGAGCAGCGUUGCGCUCACACAUGCGGAGGCCUCGAAAAAUCUAGCCGAUUCCGUGAUCGAAUAUCGCACGAAUGGUCACCCGAGUGACGCAAAGGAUCUGGGCCGACUUGCUAGACAAGACGCGCAACGCCAAAGUCCAGCCUCGAAGGGAAAAGCACCAUCGCAGAAUGCCAAUCAGGGAUCAGAUUCAAAACUGCAACGACGCGCGGUCGUAGCUGCCAACAAGCUAUCGAAAGAAGGCUACCUAUCAAAUGAUGUCUUGGAACACGAUGACAAGAAAACAGUCUCUAAACGCCAAGAUUUGCCAGUAUCUCACGUCGAGAACCAGGACAAGGUAGUCACCCUAGGCACCAAACUAUCGCCGGAGGAAGAAGCAGAUGAGUUUGUCGCAUCGAUGAAGUUUCCAGCAGAAAUAGAAUCAUCUGAGGGCUUGAAAAGCAGUGAAAAACGCAUCAUGAGAAUAGCAUGGGACAUGGCGGUACGAAAAUGCGCCGACAGCAUCAGAAUUAGCGAGGAGAGAGACUUUGAGGGAACGUUUGCGCAUAGGUUGAAGCGAAUGGUACGGUACCAGGUAAAUGCUGGUUUAGUAAAAAACGAAACGAAAGAAACGAUUAGGCUUCUCCGCCUGUCAGCAAGGCUUCGAGGCCACAGCUGGGGAGAAAAACAGGAGAAGACAUAUCGCAAGACCAAUUCAAAGGUUCCAAUCAAACCUAGUCGAGAGACAACACAGGCACCGGUGAGUGUUUCACCAGAACCGAAAGCUGCGACGGCAACGAAAGCAAAUCCUACACCACAAGAGACAGAUCCUGCACUGGAGAUAGUAGACACUGUACUAGAGAAAGCAGAGCCUCUACUAGAGACUGGUAUGAACAACGAUAAGCCAGCCCAAAGACGCUCAGACUCGCCGAAGGAAUCCCAUCUUGCAGACGCAGCCACCACAGAGAUGGAAGAUGAAAAGAACAUACAAGUGCGCACCAAGGAUGUUGAAUCACUAGAAAGAGAUAUCCUGAACUCGCAUAACACCGUAUGGCAAACGGUCGAUACCGCAGAUGCGUCAACAUCAGAGCAGCACAGCGGACGCACAACUCGUGCACGCCGUUCUGCUGCGGAUGGCCAGGCGGAGAAGCCAUCUGCUCCAAACGAAUUUUUCGAAUCGGACACGGACAGGUUCAUGUCUACCAUCACGCAAAAUGAUUCAGAAGCGUCCGACGCCCCUCAACCGAAACCUCAUGAGGAAUCUGACAUGCAGUCUUCGGAAUCUUCCAAAGAGCUAGAGGAAUCGCCCGCUCCCGGCACAGCGAGACGUCUACUAAAGUACCAUGUUCCUCGCUUCAACCCUCGCCGCAAGGAGUUUGCACAAGUCGAUUUCAAUAUGGCAUCCCACAAGCGCCCACGACUUCCACCCACCCAAUUAGCCGCCAUAAUGAACGACUAUUACACCUUUUUGACCACUCUCUACAUACCAUGUUCAGCUUUGAAACAUCCGCCUCUGGGUGGUUGGCCGAACAUUACUGCGGAGGCGACAAAGUGUCUGGACAAAUCGCAUGUUGUCAUUGAGGUCAUGAAGCAUUUACCAUACAUCGAUGAGGCCGAGUCAGGCGAGAUGAUCACGAACAUUCACUACAAGAGCGACGUGGUAGAUUAUUCCACAUACACGAAACAAGACUUUGAGAAAUACAAUGUAUCGUAUGGAGAAGACGGGCUCAAAGUUUGCAUUGAAGAGAUGGAGGAGCGGAGAAGGGAAGAUGAAGAGCAGCAGGAGCAGGAUAACGAGGAGGGUGAAGAGGAGAACAACGACACGAAUGAAGAUGAACAGAACAGCACCAACGAGGAUGAAGAGGAAAACGAAGACGAAGAAAUCAAUAGCGACGACGAGAACGCACCGCAUGACGAAGGUUACAGUUCCGACGAAGAAGAAGACUUCGGCGACGACCCCGACUCCGUCGACAUAAAAGACAUCCUCCUCCUAUCCAUGGGCUACGAAUCCGGCGGACGGAUCCUCCUCCUCGACGUACACAAAGGCAUCAUCCACGAAGACAUAGUUCGCUGCAACAUCGUCUCUGGCGUAUGGAUAGAAGACUUCUUCGACGAUAUGAAGGACAAGCUCAGAAGGCUGGAUUGCGUACCCGUAAGAGGCGAGUUCUACGAGGGCGUGUCUGAGGUGGAGGAUAAUGGGUCGGUGCCUGAGACUGCCGAUGAGUCUUUGGAUGAACAUGACGAGGAGCAUGUGAAGGUUUGGGUGGCCGGGGAGGGAGUAUAG
Molecule: messenger RNA, 2769 nt
Organism: Alternaria triticimaculans
Lineage: Eukaryota; Fungi; Ascomycota; Dothideomycetes; Pleosporales; Pleosporaceae
Exons: 4
Coding region: 1-2769 (922 amino acids)
Biological process (GO): RNA processing
Molecular function (GO): ribonuclease III activity
Source: RefSeq, a predicted model, not a curated record